Messenger RNA from Sinocyclocheilus rhinocerous, 473 nucleotides. RefSeq names its product translocase of outer mitochondrial membrane 6 homolog (yeast) (gene tomm6). The record is from RefSeq and is a predicted model, not a curated record. The coding region runs from base 96 to 287 and encodes 63 amino acids. Gene Ontology annotation, cellular component: mitochondrial outer membrane translocase complex. Lineage: Eukaryota; Metazoa; Chordata; Actinopteri; Cypriniformes; Cyprinidae. The transcript has 3 exons.
GACACUGUUAACCUCGUGGUUUGCCGUAGAAAUUUCAAGGUAAUAUCAAAGAGCCUCUGGCUUGCUUGGCUAAUACAGAUUUAUCCACAAAUAAAAUGAGCGGAAAGAAAACAGAUGGGCGAUCAGGUGGUGUCAUGGGAUGGAUAAGCUCAGCUUGCCGUUUCGCGGCGGACAGAAAUGAUUUCAGAAGGAAUCUGCUUGUAAACCUGGGUUUAUUCGCAACGGGUGUUUGGGUCGCAAGAAACCUUUCAGAUUUUGACUUGAUGUCUCCUCAGCCAGUCACGUAGUUCCCACUCCGCAAAAAAUUACUUUAACAGGUGGUGCUGAAAUAGAAGAACACACAUUUUCUACCGAGGGUCUUGUUGAACAAGCCCAUUCAACACUGAAGGGAAUAAGUCUAAGCAAUUGGAUGAUCACAACUGUAAAUUUCUUCUGUACAUUCAUUGUGUUUUGUUGAAAUAAAUCUCACGCUG